UGUGACGGGUGCCAUGCAUUUAACUCGGCGUCGCUUUCUUCCACUAUGUCUGAAUCGACGCUACAGCUUCCGAUCGCACCUGUGCAAGCAAAAAGCAAGAUCGGUUCCCGGGUGAACGCGUUCCGCAAUGUGCUGAGCUUACAAGAGGUUCAGCGUUUAGUGAGAGACUCGCUGGGCCCUAAAGCGGAAGCGCAGAAGCAUUCGCUGCGCCAGUACUCCGAUGGGAAACUCGGCUUCCUCAGCUCCCAUCAGCGGCUCACUGUCGAGGCGAAGACCAAGACCGGUGAGACGGAAAUCUUGACCUUCUUCGUGAAAGUCGUGCCUUACGACAUGCCGGAUCAAGCCGAAUACGUGAUCGGCAAGUGCGUUUUUCUCAAAGAAAAGAUAUUCCUCCGCGACAUAGUCCCCGAGCUGAAGAAGUCGUACGACGCCGAGCCAUGGUCCCCGCGUUGCUACCUGGUCAAGGAGAACCUGUUCGUCUUCGAGGACCUGGGCGCCAACGGCUACACCAUGCGGGACAAACUGUUCACCAAGGAGCUCGUCGUUUCGGCUUUGACCAGCAUCGCGCGGAUGCACGCGUCGUCCCUUCUGGCGGAGGACCGUCUCGGCGUGUCCUUCCAUCAGAUGUAUCCCGACGCUUUCGUGGAGAACUCGUUCGCUCGCAACGGCAAAACAAGGAAGUGGUUCGACGCCGGCAUCAACGCCAUCGUCGCCAUCGCCGAGCACCUCGGCCUCGACGCGAGUUUGGUGCCGAAGGCCUGCGACGAGGUGUUCGCUGGUCUGGAGAAGUCUGCCACCAAGAGAAAUGUCGUCAGUCACGGGGAUUUGUGGGGGAACAACAUGAUGUUCAGCAACGAAAUGCCGCCGAGGUGUUUGCUGGUGGACUUCCAAUUGAUCAGAUACGCACCUCUGGCGCACGACGUCGCCCAGCUCCUGUACCUUUGCACCGAUCGCAGCUUCAGGGCGUCUUCCGAAGAGACCAUGCUGAAGCAUUACUACAGCGUGCUGUGCGAGACCCUGAAAUCCGCGGAGACCCGCAUCGAGAUUCCACCCUGGUCCGAGAUCGUCGAAGGCUACGAGGAACAGCGUUUAGCAGGCGCGGUCGCCGCGGCUACCUUCUUCCAGACUGUGCUGAUGAACGAGAACAUAGGCGCGGAGAUCAUGAGUAAUUCCGAAAGCUAUAACCGGUACGUGUUCGAGGACAGAAACGACUUUGUAUUCGCCAUCAUGAAGGACGACCCGGGAUAUCGGAAGAGAGUCACGGAGUCGGCCGUCGAAAUGGUGGAUUUGAGCUUCCGCCUGCAUCGGCUGCCGAAACCGUCGUAACACACGUUCUAUAGAAGAUUUUGCAUUAUCUAUUUUUUCCAGCUUGUUUUCUUUUACUUCAAACGAACUCUGGUGGGAGAAAUUCGCACGCGUUUUACACCAUUGACAAAUAAUCACGUUAUUCAGAAAUGAUGUCCAACGCAACGUUUGCGAAUAUGUAUAAUAUUUAUAUGUAAUUGUUCACAUGCCGCGUUCGUCGCAUACGUGUAAUAAAUAGUACACA
This is a messenger RNA of Megalopta genalis, 1549 nucleotides long. RefSeq lists its product as uncharacterized. The record is from RefSeq and is a predicted model, not a curated record. NCBI's taxonomy places the organism in Eukaryota, Metazoa, Arthropoda, Insecta, Hymenoptera, Halictidae.